Molecule: messenger RNA, 630 nt
Organism: Cryptomeria japonica (Japanese cedar)
Lineage: Eukaryota; Viridiplantae; Streptophyta; Pinopsida; Cupressales; Cupressaceae
Product: ATP-dependent DNA helicase pfh1-like
Exons: 2
Coding region: 1-630 (209 amino acids)
Biological process (GO): DNA repair; telomere maintenance
Molecular function (GO): DNA helicase activity
Source: RefSeq, a predicted model, not a curated record
AUGAUAAUUCAAGGCACAACAGGAACGGGUAAGUCAUACUUGAUUAGUGCAAUAAGUCAAACAUUACAAAAUGCAGCCUCUCCACAAUGCUCUCCUCUACUUCUACUUGCACCAACAAGAGUUGUAGCAUUCAAUAUUGGAGCAUCAACGAUUCAUUCUAAGUUGAGAAUUCCAAUAAAAGAAUUCAGUGAGCUACAAGGGACAAGACUUAUGACUUUCCAAGAGGAAAUUUCUCACAUAAAGUACAUAUUAAUAGAUGAAAUGAGCUUCUUGGGAGAGAUGUUACUUGAAAACAUAGAUUCUCGUCUUCGACAAGCAUUUCCAGAAAAUAGUCAUAAAAGUUUUGGAGGUAUAUCUAUGAUAUUGGUCGGAGAUUUGGCACAAUUGCCUCUUGUCAAAGAUAGAGCGGCAUAUGAAAGCAAAAGGCGUGCAAGGAUACUGUGGGAAGAAUUCAAAACCGUAGUUACUUUGAGCCGUAUUUUCAGACAAGAUGGACAAAGCAAUGAACAAGAAAGAUUUCAUCGUCUUCUAACAAACAUAAGGGAUGCAAACCCUACAAUAGAUGAUUGGAUGUUACUUAUGUCAAGAUCAAAUGGAAACAUGAGUAUUGCAACAAAUGAUGAGUUCUAA